AUGAACUGGCCCCAUUCCUGCAUCUCCUUUUGCUGGAUUUACUUUGCUGCCUCCAGACUGAGAGCUGUAGAACCAGCAGAUGGAAAAUAUGCUCAGAAGUUGUUCAAUGACCUUUUUGAAGACUACUCUAAUGCUCUUCGUCCAGUAGAGGAUACAGAUAAAGUCCUGAACGUCACACUCCAGAUUACACUUUCUCAGAUUAAGGAUAUGGAUGAGAGAAACCAAAUUCUAACUGCCUAUUUGUGGAUCCGCCAAAUCUGGCAUGAUGCGUAUCUCACAUGGGAUCGAGACCAAUAUGAUGGACUGGACUCCAUCAGGAUCCCCAGCGACCUGGUGUGGAGACCGGAUAUUGUCCUAUAUAACAAGGCUGACGAUGAAUCUUCUGAGCCCGUGAACACCAAUGUGGUCCUGCGGUAUGACGGGCUGAUCACCUGGGAUGCACCAGCCAUCACCAAAAGCUCCUGUGUGGUGGACGUCACCUACUUCCCCUUUGAUAAUCAGCAGUGCAACCUGACCUUUGGCUCCUGGACCUACAAUGGCAAUCAGGUGGAUAUCUUCAAUGCCCUGGACAGUGGAGACCUCUCCGACUUCAUUGAAGACGUGGAGUGGGAGGUGCACGGCAUGCCUGCUGUGAAGAAUGUGAUCUCCUACGGCUGCUGCUCUGAGCCUUACCCAGAUGUGACGUUCACUCUCCUUCUUAAGAGGAGAUCCUCCUUCUACAUCGUCAACCUCCUCAUCCCAUGCGUCCUCAUAUCUUUUCUGGCUCCCUUGAGUUUCUAUCUCCCAGCAGCCUCUGGGGAAAAGGUCUCCCUGGGAGUGACCAUACUGUUGGCCAUGACUGUAUUUCAGCUCAUGGUGGCAGAGAUCAUGCCAGCCUCAGAAAACGUCCCUCUGAUCGGCAAAUACUACAUAGCCACGAUGGCCUUGAUCACAGCCUCCACUGCCUUAACCAUUAUGGUGAUGAAUAUCCACUUCUGCGGGGCCGAGGCCCGGCCAGUGCCACCCUGGGCCCGGGUGGUCAUCCUGAAAUACAUGUCCAGGAUCUUGUUUGUCUACGAUGUGGGUGAGAGCUGCCUUAGCCCCCACCAAGACAGGGAGCGAGACCGUCUUACGAAGGUUUAUGACAAACUUCCAGAGCCCCAUCUGAAAACAUCCAGAAAUAAAGACCCUUCCAGAAAGAAGGAAGUGAAGAAACUCUUAAAGAAUGACUUGAGGUACCCGGGUGAGAGCCUGGAGGAUGGUUACAGCUCCUGUGCACGGUACAGAGUGUUGACGAGGAAUAUUGAAUACAUCGCCAAGUGCCUCAAAGACCACACGGCCACCAAUUCCAAGGGCAGUGAAUGGAAGAAGGUUGCAAAAGUCAUAGACCGAUUUUUCAUGUGGAUUUUUUUCAUCAUGGUCUUUGUGAUGACUAUUUUGAUCAUAGCAAGAGCAGAUUAGUGAGCAUUUGAUAUGUGGGAAUAAAUCAAUAUAAGUCCCCGUGAUCUACUCUAAUGCUCUUCCAAAUCAGAAAUAUCUAUAUCCAUAUUUACACACAGAUACACAAAUAUAUAUAAAUGAGGGGUUAUGCUGUCUUUACUUUUUAUUUUUAACUUCAGAUCAGUACUAUAGCUGUCAGUUUAAAUUAAGCAGGAGGUUCAAAAUUUCAAGGGCAAGACAAUGGAGGAAAUAGAGAAGGGACACUGCUAUAUCCUACCAGAGUGGUAGGUGGCUUCUACAUCACACAAUUAUUCUCUCCUUCAGCAGUGCAGUUAACAAAGCAUACUGCAGUCUGUUUAAAAUUUAAAGCAAAGCCAAAGAAAUUGAGUUCCCACUUA
Messenger RNA from Bubalus bubalis (water buffalo), 1817 nucleotides. RefSeq names its product cholinergic receptor nicotinic alpha 9 subunit (gene CHRNA9). The record is from RefSeq and is a predicted model, not a curated record. Gene Ontology annotation, biological process: signal transduction; nervous system process; monoatomic ion transmembrane transport. The transcript has 5 exons. The coding region runs from base 1 to 1440 and encodes 479 amino acids. Gene Ontology annotation, cellular component: postsynaptic membrane; neuron projection; synapse. Lineage: Eukaryota; Metazoa; Chordata; Mammalia; Artiodactyla; Bovidae. Gene Ontology annotation, molecular function: acetylcholine-gated monoatomic cation-selective channel activity; transmembrane signaling receptor activity.